Messenger RNA from Theobroma umbraticum, 769 nucleotides. It is a transcript of the gene ROT4, whose product is annotated as DVL family protein. Gene Ontology annotation, biological process: negative regulation of cell population proliferation. The record is from RefSeq and is a predicted model, not a curated record. NCBI's taxonomy places the organism in Eukaryota, Viridiplantae, Streptophyta, Magnoliopsida, Malvales, Malvaceae.
UUUUUUGCUCUCAUAUGCUGCUCUGCUCUAUCCUCCCUGACAGCUGGUGGGUUGCAGUGGCUACAGUCCAUACCCUAUUUAGAGGAGCCCAACCCAGAAUCAAAUCAUAACACCUCAAUUCAAAACUCUCCUUUCUAUAUAAAUAACGCCAAAGCUCAUUCAACCUCUACCUUUCAUAUUUACUGCUUCUAUUAGUAUAGUUAGUAGCAGCAGUGCCAGUAACAACACCUGCUAGACGCAGCUCAAGCAAGAGAAAAGAAAAGCUUACUCAUUCUUAUGGCAGGCAAAGAAAACGACACAAGGUUUAUUAGUAACAAGCACGCCUGUGAGCCUUGCAGAUCCUUUGGUCAAAAGUGCAGCCAUUUGGUUAAGAAGCAGCGAGCCAAAUUCUACAUCCUCCGCCGCUGCAUUGCAAUGCUUGUCUGCUGGCGUGACCGCGGCGAGCCUUAAGGGGCCUGCUUGCUUUCAUCGUCUCUGCUUGUAUAGAAGUGUAAUUAAAAGAAGUGCUUUUGAUUAAUAUUACUAGUAUAAUUGUAGGUCAUUAUUAAUUUGAAGGGUAAGAAAAUUAUAGUGUUACAUGAGUUUUAUCUAGCCUUCUGCAAGAAAAAUUCUAGAUCUGUUUUAGGUUUCGGAUAUUUCCCUUAGGUGAAUUGUCCUUUUUUUUUCCCUUUAUCUUCUUGUUGAAAAAUGAGGAAUGGUUUCUUGAGUCCGUAUGAUUGUUGUAAUGGUUGCUUCUAUCUUCUUUUCUGUUGCUGCUUUUUCUUUCUUA